AUGGCUAAUAAUACCAAUUAUGAAUAUGUCAAUGAAACAUCAAUAGAACCUGAAUUCAUCUGCAUUGUUUGUAGUUCUCCUUUCAUCGAUCCAUUGCGUACUCCAUGUCAUCAUUCAUUUUGUCGUCGAUGUAUUACAAAGUGGAUUUUCGGUGGAAAUUCAUCAUGUCCCAUUUGUCGAAAACAUAUUGGAUCAAUUAAUAGUCUCGCACAAGCAACUCAUUCGGUAAAGAAUUUCGUUGAAUAUCUUCCGGUUAAAUGUACAUUGUGUGAAACUACAAACAUACGAAGACGUGAUUUUCAUGAACAUAUCGAGAAAACUUGUCCGAAAGUUCAUGUUUCUUGUUCGGCAGCAGAUAUCAAAUGUCCAUGGAAAGGCACGCGUGACCAAUUAGCAAAUCAUGAAUCGAAAUGUACUUUUGAACCUCUUCGAUCGACAUUGAGUGAACUCAUUAAUGAAAAUCAACAACUCAAAGAACGAAUCAACGAUCAACAUGAUACAAUUGUUCAACUAAUGAUUCAGCUCUCUAAUUAUACGAAUACUUCAAUAGAAUGUAAUAACUGUCGUAAUUGUUUUUAUCUCGAAAAGGACAAUCGAAAUACUGCUGGUUAUUAUCGUGCAUAUGCCAAUAGUCAAUCAACAUAUGAAAACGAUGGAAGUCUCAAUUUAAUUGUCUCGGUAGAACUUUGUACUUGCCAUUGUCAUUAA
Molecule: messenger RNA, 708 nt
Organism: Adineta ricciae
Lineage: Eukaryota; Metazoa; Rotifera; Eurotatoria; Adinetida; Adinetidae
Source: the annotation of a GenBank genome assembly